This is a messenger RNA of Aspergillus eucalypticola CBS 122712, 1677 nucleotides long. RefSeq names its product fungal specific transcription factor domain-containing protein. The annotation marks the transcript as partial. The transcript has 3 exons. Gene Ontology annotation, molecular function: zinc ion binding; DNA binding. The record is from RefSeq and is a predicted model, not a curated record. Gene Ontology annotation, biological process: DNA-templated transcription. Lineage: Eukaryota; Fungi; Ascomycota; Eurotiomycetes; Eurotiales; Aspergillaceae.
AUCAAGCAAGCUAGGAAUGCAUUCCCACCUCGCCAUAUUGCAGACUUCUUGUGCAAUGUAUGUAUCAACUACGGCACUGACUACCUGUUCUAUUUCCCGCAUCGAAAAUUCAGAAAGAUGCUCCAUGCUUUUUACGCGGACCCAGAAAGUUGCGGAAGAUUAAACAAAGAGUUUUUGUGCAUGGCCCUUUCAUGCUUCGCAAUCGGUUCUCAAUUUGCACAUCUAGUGGACUCUCGUUUGAGUUCGAUUGAAUUCGCUUGCCUCAAAACCAUUCCUGGCAUCAAGUUCUACAAUAGCGCUCAAGCUCUUGUACCCAGCUUAAUUUGUGACCCUUCUGUGGAGUCAGCCCAGGCUUUCACCAUGCUGUCGAUAUAUGCAUUUCCAUUUGAUGCUCGUGGUGCAUCAUGGUCGUACCUCGGGCUUGCUCUGAGAACCUCCUUGUCCAUCGGAUUGCAUAAAGAUACUCUGGAUACGGAACUUUCGGAGGCUGACCGAGAAAUCCGACGUCGAACUUGGUGGAGUAUUUUUUUAACUGAACGCGUGUCAGCAAUCAAACUGGGUCUUCCAGAAGGUAUAAGUGAAGUAUCGGUUACCACGCCUCUUCCCCAGGCAUGCUGGGCACUGGAUCAAGGUCAAGUGAAUAAUAAUCUCGAGCUUCUGCUGGCAUAUAUCAGUCUAGCUAAAAUAUGGCGAGCCAUUUCUGAACCAAUCACCCCUAGGUCAGUGGAAGAAAUUCAUUACUUGAUCCGUGAGCUGGAUGCCUGGAGAUCAUCUUUGCCGGAUUCCCUCACAAUCAACGGGAUCAACAAGGAUUCAAAACUGUAUAGAGCAGUGAUUCAUAUCCAUGCGAACUACUACCAUGCCUGGAUUAUACUCUGCCGGGAACCCUUGAUUGCUUUGGUCAAAUCAAAAAUGGCAAACGCAGCCUGGGCUACUGCCUCUUCGGGUUGUUCAUCGGCAGGCACUUCACAAGCUCAGGAAUUCUCCGAUCUUUGUCUGAAUGCAGCGAGGUCCAUGCUGAGAUUGUAUGAGAUGCUUCGGAAGGAUAACAUCCUAGCUCGGUUUUCUUUUACGGAUUUUCAAGGAUGCAGCACAUCAGCCAUCAUAAUGCUUCUUUACGGAGUUGUGGAUCGGGAUGAAACUUACGAUGAUUACGUGGACUCUGCGUUCGAGGCCCUAUCGUAUAUGGGCACAGGGUGUGAUAAGGCUCAGGCUGCAGUCCAGUUCAUUCGGGGUUUCCGAGAGCUCACGGAUGAGGCAUAUAAGCGAGCCCGGAAUCUUUCGACCAAUCCAACAGUUUCAACGACACUAGAAGAUCUGGAAUUGUACGAGGAGUGGGUGGUCUCGUGUGGGGAAACAGAACGAGCACAAAAUGAUGGCGCGCUUUCUCUGGCAGCUCAUGAACAAGAACCAAAUUGUGUGCCAUUACAAGCAGAAAACGCAGCCUCGAUGGUCCUAGCCACCGACAGUACUGACAGGGGUAAUGACAUGGCUCCCGUAGGGAUUUCAGGGGCGUCUGACUGGCAGAGCGAGACAAUACACAGUACCUGGCUCUCAGGAGUGGGUAACGAUCGCGAGUCCGAAGCGUUGACGAUGGAUGAUUUAAUGAACUCGUCAAUACCGGAAAGCUUUGUCGCAGACGUAACUGGGAUCAACUUGCUCGACUUUGGAUUUUGA